Clupea harengus (Atlantic herring) is the source of this 837-nucleotide messenger RNA. Its product is annotated as protein RD3. Gene Ontology annotation, biological process: CAAX-box protein processing. The record is from RefSeq and is a predicted model, not a curated record. Bases 187 to 837 code for a protein of 216 amino acids. Gene Ontology annotation, cellular component: endoplasmic reticulum membrane. Gene Ontology annotation, molecular function: metalloendopeptidase activity. The transcript has 3 exons. Lineage: Eukaryota; Metazoa; Chordata; Actinopteri; Clupeiformes; Clupeidae.
UUGUGCGUGUGUGUGUGUAAUAUGUAUGAGGGCCAUCUAUAUUUACAACAGAUUAACACUCAUCCCCAUGCCCUCCCCAUGCACAUCCAGACACUAGGCAGACAGGGUCAGUUAGCACCUUCAUUGUGAGUUUGGAGAUAUGUUUGUUCUGGCAGCCACACAGUACCGUACCUGUAGCUUCGUUCCAUGACAAAGAAGAUGUUCCCCUGGUCGUCUGUGUUCUCCAUGGAGCAGCUGGUCCCUGACCGGCACCCCCCGGAGGAGAUGGUGACGCGGACGCUCAUGCAGGAGCUGGCGGCGCUGCUCAAGCACACCGAGAGGCUGCAGCAGGACCGGGCCGUGGCGCAGCGCCGACGCAGCUCCUGCGUGGACUACACCUGGCUGGCCACCCCGCGGAGGCCGUCCUACCAGCUCCCCACCAGCGAGUCCCUGGAGCUGGAGGAGCUUUGUGCCAGGAUCCCUCCUUCCCAGUGUGGACCUGUCAUUCUGAGGGUGCGAAAUCUGGUGACUGAGUUUGAGCCGGAGGUGGGUGAAGUCUCACACCUCUUCCGCUCAGUGCUGUGCGCCUGCCUGGACGAGGAGGAGGAGGAGGAAGAUGGCGGAAAGGAGGGGCUCAGCUUGAGGGAGCUAGCCCAGCGCUGGAGAAAGAGGCGCAGCAGGAGCAUGUCCCUCAUCAACCUGCACUCCUGCCUCCGCAUCCACCCGCUCUGGAACCCCAGAACCAGGGACGACGGAGUGGACGAGGGAGUGGAGGACGGAGGAGGAGGCGCAGGGAGGUCCCUGAGAGCAAGGAGUUUGCCUCAGAUCAAUAUAGAGGAGCACAGGGCACCACCUUAA